GAUAAUACUCGAUACCUCUCUACGAUGGUACUGUCGUCACCUACACUAUCGAUAACUUUAUGUAUUCGAGGUUUUGUUGGUAAACGAUGCACGGUGUCAACAUUGACGCGGUAAUCAUGCGCUGAUGGGACACGUUGAUUGUAGAGGUAGUCAGUGUAGCGUGCGAACAGCGGUCUCGAAACACUAUUACAAUGAUAGGAGACAGAUGCUAACCAUUCGCUGAUAAAGUAAUUUCAAGAAUAUACCCAGACGAAAUGUUUUGGUAUAUAUUUUUAUUAGUAUCCAGUGUAAAACUUUUGCUUAUCCCAACAUACCGUUCAACAGAUUUUGAAGUUCAUCGUAAUUGGCUCGCCGUAACUCAUAGCCUACCGAUCAAGGAGUGGUACAAUGACACAACUUCAGAGUGGACGCUUGAUUACCCACCUUUCUUCGCCUGGUUUGAGUACAUUCUGUCGCACAUUGCACAAUUCUUUGAUCCUGAAAUGCUAAAAGUUACGAACCUCAAUUAUGCAUCCUAUUCUACAGUUUUGUUCCAAAGACUGUCUGUAAUUGUAGCAGACCUCAUGCUAGCUUUUGGUACAAAAGAGUGCUGCCAGUAUUUGAGUGCAAGUGGAGUUAGAAAAAGCAGUAAAUGGAAAUCUCGUUGGAAGUCUCCGGCUACAGUCCUGCAAGUCCUGCUUCUGUGCAAUGCUGGUCUUCUGUUGGUUGACCACAUACACUUCCAAUACAAUGGCAUGUUGUUUGGUGUCUUGCUCAUGUCAAUUGCAAGAAUGUUACAGGGUUGCACUAUGGAAUCUGCAGUCUGGUUCUGUAUCCUUCUCAAUUUGAAGCAUAUUUUUGCAUAUGUAGCACCAGCAUAUUUUAUAUAUUUGCUUCGCAAUUACUGUUUUGAUUCAACUCAACCAGUGACUUGGAGCAGAUUCUCAAUGACAAAAUUUUGUCAACUUUCAGUGGUGGUUGCAAGCAUUUUUAUGAUCUCAUUUGGACCGUUCAUAGUGUUGGGUCAGUUUGCACAGGUCAUGUCACGCCUAUUCCCUUUUAAGCGAGGUUUGUGUCAUGCAUAUUGGGCACCGAAUUUUUGGGCUCUCUACAAUGUAGCUGACAAGGCAGCAGCCUUUGUUGGCAGGAAAUUAGGAAUGAAUUUGCAACAUAGCUCUGCUGUGAUGACAGGUGGACUUGUGCAAGAAUUUGAGCACACUAUACUGCCUUCUGUCUCUCCGAAAAUGACUUUCAUGCUAACUCUGGUGUCUAUACUGCCAGCAAUUAUGAAGCUGUGGUAUUCACCUGGCAACCCACUUCAUUUUGUGCGCUGUGUUAUCUUGUGUGCUGGGGCCUCCUUCAUUUUUGGAUGGCACGUCCAUGAGAAAGCUAUUCUCAUGGUAAUAAUACCCUUAAGCUUGAUGGCUGUGGUAUGGAAGAAGGAAGCCCAGGCAUAUCUUCUGCUGGCUGUUGCUGGUCAUUACUCUCUUUUUCCGUUGAUCUUCACUGCAGCCGAGUUGCCAAUCAAGAUACUACUGCUGCUUAUGCAUUCAGUGUAUUCUUUCUUUAGCCUGUCGGGCUUGUUUGAUGUACAGGGCAUGGAACGCACUUGGGCAUUACCACUAAUGUCCAAGGCUGAAUCAGUCUACCUCCUGGGUUUGUUUCCACUGUUUAUAUUUGAGACUGUUGUGCACUCACUGCUGAAUCUGAAGACAUCUCUCCCCUUCCUACCUCUUCUCCUGACUUCAGUUUACUGUUCCAUUGGUAUUAUUUAUGCAUGGCUGAAAUAUUACCAACAUUUCUUAUCCACUAAUGAAGUCAAUCACAAGCGAAAAGCACACUGACAGUGACUGUCAGAGGCAUUUAAAAAUGUCACAAUGAUGUAAGGCUAUUUCCACAUGAACAUAAUGGCUACAUUUUAUUGUAUCAUUGGAACUCACUGUCAUCACAUUUAUAAUCAAAGCUGAUGUUUAGACACUUCUCUGUUUCUAAAGAAGUCAUCAGAAUGCAACUGGAAGGAAAGCCUGAAAUAAGUAAAAUGCUGCAUUGCAUAUUUUAUACUGUAGCUCAAAAUCACUAAUAUUUUAGAGUAAUAUACUCAACAUCUAUCAAAAUUUCAUGUAUAAUAUAAUUAUAUAUGUGAAUACUCUGCUACUUAACAAUUAAAGAGGAGCUGAGCAACAGACACCUGGAAACUCAGCUAGUUAUAAUUGUAAUUUUUAUUGAAGUGUUGCAAUAAAGAAGUAAACUCAUUGCUUUGGUAAAUGCAUUUUAAUGUAUUUUUCUUUAACAAAUAUUGUAAUAACAAAGAGCACUCACGGCAGAACAAAAAGGAUGAACUGGACAGUUCACACCAAGACUUGAUCCAAGUUGAACUAAAGAAUACUAUUAGAAUGACAAUUUUUUUUUUAAAAAAAAAAAAAAAAAAAGAUAAAAAUUAUAUAAAUUCAAAUAUCAUAAUGCUGCAAUUGUCAUCAUAUGAUAGUUCAAUAAUUGGUGUCUAUACAAAUAUCACGGUAGUUUAAGGGUGUGGGGAAAGUGAUAUCAAACAGCAAAGAGGUACAGGAAACACACACUUGAAGUAACUGUGGGAUAACACAAACACUUACACACUGCUUUAAUUCUUGUGGUGUCCAUAACAUAACGCUGUCUACUUGUUUCAUUAAAAGCAUCCAAUUGGAUGGCAGUGUCACAAGGUUUUAAAUCUCAUAGCAUUCUGAAAUCAGGAGGAGCAAUGGCAAUUUUUAAUACUUAACUUGGAAAAUGUACAUUAAA
Molecule: messenger RNA, 2754 nt
Organism: Schistocerca cancellata (South American locust)
Lineage: Eukaryota; Metazoa; Arthropoda; Insecta; Orthoptera; Acrididae
Gene: xit
Product: probable dolichyl pyrophosphate Glc1Man9GlcNAc2 alpha-1,3-glucosyltransferase
Exons: 10
Coding region: 255-1823 (522 amino acids)
Biological process (GO): protein N-linked glycosylation
Cellular component (GO): endoplasmic reticulum membrane
Molecular function (GO): dolichyl pyrophosphate Glc1Man9GlcNAc2 alpha-1,3-glucosyltransferase activity
Source: RefSeq, a predicted model, not a curated record